GAUCUAUGGACAUUUUUUGACAAGUCGACCAAACAUUUAUCAGGAAAGUUUUGUUUGUUAAUUUUUUACAUAAUUAUUUAAUAAAAGCAUUCUUUUUCGUAUCAAAAUGAGUCCAGAACCGAGGAAAGUUGAUCGUAAAAUUGCACCUUUAUCUCCUCCUCCUAUCAUUGAUAUAUCUGAUGAUGAACUGGUCUCAAUCUCGGUGAGAGAUCUCAACAGGACCUUAAAAUUGAGAGGUCUCUCAAGAGAAGAAAUUGUUAGAAUGAAACAGCGACGAAGAACAUUGAAAAAUAGAGGAUACGCUGCAUCCUGUCGAAUUAAGAGAAUUGAACAAAAAGAUGAGCUGGAGGUUGAAAAAACACAAGAAUGGAGAGACUCACAGGUAAUGAGAGAUGAGUUACAGAGCAUGAACGAAGAGAUGGCUGGAAUAAGAACUCGUUACGAGGCUUUGAAAAGAUUUGCAGCUAAUAAUAAAAUCCUUCUUCCCCCUGAACUAGAAACUUUAUGAUUGAACUAGAGAGUAACUUGUAUAUAAACUAAGUUUUUAAGGUAAUACAGUGAACUAUUUUCGCUAUAUAAAGCAUUAUUUUACAGAAUUUUAUUUAGUUAAUGUAGCUCAGUACAUUUUUAUAUUUGUGCACGUUGGUGUAAAGUAUUAUACAUUCCUACAAAUUUUCAUAUAUUAAGAAUAAAAUAAGUAUAUUUUAAUUUAG
This is a messenger RNA of Sitophilus oryzae (rice weevil), 713 nucleotides long. It is a transcript of the gene maf-S, whose product is annotated as transcription factor MafK. The transcript has 3 exons. Gene Ontology annotation, cellular component: nucleus. The coding region runs from base 107 to 508 and encodes 133 amino acids. The record is from RefSeq and is a predicted model, not a curated record. Gene Ontology annotation, molecular function: RNA polymerase II cis-regulatory region sequence-specific DNA binding; DNA-binding transcription factor activity, RNA polymerase II-specific. NCBI's taxonomy places the organism in Eukaryota, Metazoa, Arthropoda, Insecta, Coleoptera, Curculionidae. Gene Ontology annotation, biological process: regulation of transcription by RNA polymerase II.